Capronia coronata CBS 617.96 is the source of this 330-nucleotide messenger RNA. RefSeq lists its product as uncharacterized. Bases 1 to 330 code for a protein of 109 amino acids. The record is from RefSeq and is a predicted model, not a curated record. The transcript has a single exon. NCBI's taxonomy places the organism in Eukaryota, Fungi, Ascomycota, Eurotiomycetes, Chaetothyriales, Herpotrichiellaceae.
AUGGCCAACGACAAAAAGUCUCUCACAAGCGCAGCCAAAUCAAACCCGACAGCCUUAGGCGAUCCUGUGUCCCUCAAGGCCGAGCAGUCCGAUACAUCGCCCACCCAGGACGAUCAACCCAACAAGAAAGAAACCAGGGACCAGAACGAUUCAGGAAAGAAGAGCCUGAAAGACGUCGCAAAUGAGGACCUCAAUGAAGCCAAGAAAGGCAACCGGUCGAUGCUCGGCGAUCCGGUAAGCCUCAAGGCUGAAACGACUGACGAGGACCCGGUCGAGGAUGACAAGAUGGGUAAUAUCACGGGGAACAAGGGACGGGAUUCAAAGCUGUGA